Linum trigynum is the source of this 2016-nucleotide messenger RNA. NCBI's taxonomy places the organism in Eukaryota, Viridiplantae, Streptophyta, Magnoliopsida, Malpighiales, Linaceae. The record is from the annotation of a GenBank genome assembly.
UUCCAAAGAUUGAGUUAGGUGAAAAGAAAUUGGAAAAUAGGCGCAUUUCACAAACCAAAGAAAAAUAUAUAUAUUUUGACCUCCAACCUGGUACCUUGUAGCGGUCGAGCCGACGGAUACAUGCAACCCAUUUUUCUCAUCGGGCCAAGGUCAAAGUGGAUCGACCCGCGGAUUGACAACCUUAGAUACUAGUUUCGAAGUAUCCAAUGAUGAUUUUUAUUUACUAGUUUUGAAGUAACCGGUGAUGAUUUUUAUAACGAUUUUUAUGUUAUCAUAUUUAAGAAAUAGACAAUAUUAUUAUCGGAACCGAGCCUCAGAACUCAUUGGUGGGCUCUGAUACGGAGGUUGAAUUUAUCAUAUAUUAUAGUAAAUUCAGUGAUAACAUAUUAUUGGAAAGAAGGCAAAGGCUAUAUAUGAAGUUUUAUCAUCGUUGGGUUAGAAAUUCGGGAAAAACAAUGCUCCGGAAAAAUCGGAGGUUGUCUCCAAAUCGCGAGAGCAAGGUUUCUAGGGUUUUACGGUCUGAAUGACGGUGGCUAAGCGGCCAACGUCGCCGGCUGUGCCGGGUAAGCCCCCGGAGACAUCGAGUGGGCAACGACGCCCUGCUGAAACUUCCUCUACCCCGGAUGGCAAGAGCGCCAGAGAGACGGUACAACCAAAGAAGAAGGUUCGCGCUCUAAACUUUGACGGGGAGGUAGUGGAUGUUGCGGACAUAACGACGGAAGAUAUGGACGGGAGUAGGAUGGGAAAGCAACAAAAUUGGCAUGGCAGACGAAGAAGGGGAUGAGUCGGACUCUGAGGAUGUGAUGGCAAGAGAGAAGGAAGAAGAUGAUGAGAAAGAGGAUGAGAAAGAGGAUCCAAAGUGCCCGACAAUCCCUUUUACCGCAGCGAAGAAGGCUAGGUGGCACCGAGAGUGGCGUUCGGCAUUGGUGGUGAAGGGGUUGGGAAGAAGAGUUUCUUACAUUCCGUUGGCACACCGACUAAAUACAAUAUGGUCUAGACAUGGAGACUUACAGAUCUCGGACAUGAGGAAUGGAUGUUUUAUAGUACAAUUCCGUAAUUAGAAGGACUAUGGAUGGGUGACGAUAGGUGGAUCAUGGAUGCUGGGGGACACCUACUUGAUGGUUCAUAGAUGGUUUAAGGAUUUUAACCCGUGGAAAACUGUGGUGACAUCAACAAUGGUGUGGGCUCAAUUACCCGAACUGCCGAUUGAAUUCAUCAAUAAAUAAGUCGUGAUGAAGAUUGCGGAUUGGUUGGGAAGACCGGUACAAGUGGAUAGAGCGACUGAACUGGGUGCCCGAGGAAAGUAUGCUAGGGUAUGUGUUGAGGUAGACCUAACGCAGCCGCUACUAUCACAAUUUAAGAUAGAGGGAGUCACAUACCUGGUCCAAUAUGAGGGCUUAGAUGAUCUAUGUACUUGUAGUGAGACGUACAGGAAAACGGUCGGGACAUGUCAAUGUGCCAAAUUGGUAAAUGAAAUGGAAAUGGAAGGUAACAAGGAAGUGGAACCGGAGGUAAGGGAGGAUCCCACACAGGGGCGUCCAUAUGGCAACUGGAUGGUUGUCAAAUGCCAGGGGCGAGGAUAUGAUCGGAGGAAGGGGAAGGGGAAGGGAACAAAGAAAGAUGAGACGGGAACGAAUAGGUUCUAGAAGCUGGCAACGCAGACGACCCGGAUUGUGACUGGGGAAGAAGAGAAGGAGACCGAUAAGGGAAUAGAGGUUGGUGAAGAGGAGAGUUUAGAGCGAGAAAAACAUGAGGUACGUGACCAGGCCCAUGCAGAUACGCAUGCAACGCGGUCCCAGAUGGGAGUUCAGGUCAAAAACUCACAAAUGUGAUGACGUCGAGCAAGCAAUAUAUGGGGGCAAAAGAGGGAUCUGGGGGCCGAAUGGGUCCUGAUGUAAGUAAGGGGCAGGGUGUUCAUGUCCCACAUGGGAGUAUAAGAAAGUCCAAAGGUAAAAAUGCUGAUGGAAAGAAGAUGGAACAGAACAAGGGAGAGAACAAUACAGGUAUAGGGAGUCG